Serinus canaria (Common canary) is the source of this 1450-nucleotide messenger RNA. It is a transcript of the gene ACBD4, whose product is annotated as acyl-CoA binding domain containing 4. The record is from RefSeq and is a predicted model, not a curated record. NCBI's taxonomy places the organism in Eukaryota, Metazoa, Chordata, Aves, Passeriformes, Fringillidae. Gene Ontology annotation, molecular function: fatty-acyl-CoA binding. Gene Ontology annotation, biological process: fatty acid metabolic process. The coding region runs from base 70 to 1317 and encodes 415 amino acids. The transcript has 4 exons.
GCGCUGUCCCCGCACGGAGAGGGACGCGAGGCGGGCCGGGGCCGGGGCCGGUGCGGGGCCGGUCCCGCCAUGGAGGAGCCGGGCUGCGGGGCGCAGUUCCGCGCCGCCGUGCAGGUGAUCCAGGGGCUGCCGCGGAGCGGUGCGUACCGACCCUCCUACGAGGAGAUGCUGCGCUUCUACAGCUACUACAAGCAGGCGACGGCGGGGCGCUGCCAGGGCCCGCGGCCCGGCUUCUGGGACCCCAUCGGCCGCUACAAGUGGGACGCCUGGCACAGCCUGGGCGCGAUGUCCAAGGAGGAGGCGAUGGCCGCGUACGUGGCGGAGAUGAAGAAGGUGGCCCAGAAGGUCAUUGACACCGUGCCCAUGGACGAGAGCACGGAGGAGAUGUUCCGCUACUUCGAGCCGCUCUACGAGGUGAUCCACGACAUGCCCCGGCCCCCCGAGUCCUUCUUCAGGAGCCGAGGGGGUGAGUGCGGCCGCGGGGCCCGGCCGUGCCCUGCCCUCGGUACUGCCACCGGCACCGGGUCCCGUUGGUCCCCGAGGAGACACGGGGUGGGCACAGCACAUCCCAGAGACACUGCCGGGGCACUGCUGCUGCUGCCGAGGGGCUCUAAGGGCGCACCGGUGUCGCCUUGUGUGACACUGGUGUCCCUGUGUGUGACAGAGGUGUCCCUCUGUGCGACAGUCCUGUGCCUCUGUGUGACACUGGAGUCCCUGUGUGUGACACUGCUGUCCCUCUGUGUGACACAUCCUAGGCUUUCUCUCCACCCAGCUCUGAUAGAGGAUUUGGGCUCAGGUCCCCCCUGUCCCCCUGGCCGUGGGCAGGGAUCAGCUCUGGGGGAGGCUCUGCUGCCCCUUGGCUCCAGCCCAGCUGCUGGAAACAUCUGGACAGGCCGGGCAGCUCCUGCAUGGAGGGAAUGGAGAAGCAGGGCUGGAGCAAUGGGAUUGUUUGGAGGGGUUUGUGUGGGGGAGAGCCCUUCUGGCCCUUUCCAGGCCUCUGCUGCUGUCUGGGGCCAGGAGGGGCUGGGAGCUGUCCUGGCCUGGCUGGGUCUGGUGGGGAGGAGUGAGGGCUCAGGAAGGAUCAGCUCGGCAGCACAGGGGCUUCAGCAGUCCAGGUGUGUGACCUUUGUUUUGGGAGAGCCCUGGCAAACAGAUUCACUCCCAGGCAUCUGUCCUGUGCCUGUCACCCCCCGCUUCCAGCCAAAACCAAAUGGGAUUUUUGGAAUGCCAAAACCAGUUGUGUGUAAGGCUGCUCCUCCCCAUGGUACCCGGGCGAAUCCCUUUAAAAGGCAGACUUGGUUUCCCUCUGAAAUUUAAAAACUGUGUCUAAACUGGUCAUUAUCUGCUUGUGAGUGUCACUUACAGCUGACAUUGUCACCUAAAUCUAAACCUGAUGGAACAACGAGCCCGAGGUGGCUGGAACUGAGGUGCAAAGCAUUGAGCUCCUCAA